CCCUUUGGACUAACCAAUGCCCCAACUACCUUUCAGCGAUGUAUGAAUGAUUUGUUUAGGCCUUGGUUAGAUAGAUUUGUAGUAGUCUACUUAGAUGAUAUUUUAGUCUUUCGCAAGACCCUCCAAGAGCAUGAGGGUCAUCUGAGGCAGGUCUUGGCAAAGCUGAGGGAAGCUAACUUCAAGAUCAACGCUAAGAAGUGUGAGUGGGCCAAGACACAAGUCCUGUACUUGGGCCACGUCUUAGACGGAGAUGGCAUAAAGCCUGAGGACAACAAGAUAGCGGUGAUUAGAGAUUGGCCAACGCCCUGCACAAUGACAGAGUUGCGGCCGUUCCUAGGCUUAGCCAACUACUAUAGAAAGUUUGUGAGGAACUUCUCCACCAUCGGUGCACCCCUUCGCAGGUUGCCAAAGAAAGAAGCAAUCUGGAAGUGGGACAAAGAUUGUACAUCAGCCCUGAAGAAGUUGAAGAGGGCUUUGAUAGAAUAUCCCGUCCUCAAGGUAGCCGAUCUGUCCUUGCCAUUCGUUGUUACUACUGACGCGAGUCAGUACGACAUAGGUGUUGUUUUACAGCAAGACGACGACAAUGGAUAUAGACCCGUAGAGUUCAUGUCUGCUAGGACGCCUUUAGAGAAGGUAGCAACAUCAACCUAUGAGAGGGAACUCUACGCUCUCAGGCAAGCACUAGACCACUGGAAGCACUACUUGCUUGGGAGGCACUUCAAAAGGAAUAUGGACGUGCAUCAGCAGCCCGAGGAACUGACACUCGGAAAGCAGAGAGAAGUUGGGUCUGCAGGUGAUUCAGCAUUUGUCCAGCAGAAACAGCCUCCCGUGGAGGAGACAUUGCGUCAGAAAGUGCAGGAAGUGACACUCCAAGUUGCAGACACCUCACCUGAUCUCAGAGAACAGUCAUUAAGGCUUAGGUCAGAUGAAGAUAAUCGGAAGGCGAAGCCCUUAUCAGAAGAAACAAGACUUAUGCAGCUUGUGCAUACAAACCUGGGCACAUCAGAUGUGUCACAGCUGCAUUUUCCCUUGGUGGACGCCCAGCAGAAGCAACUACCGGAAGCAAGCCACAUUAUGCAGCCAGAGUUGGUGCUGCGUCCUGAGCAACACCAGCAGGAGGACCCAUUGGCACAAGAGGUAGAGUGCGUCUCCCCAAAAGGUAAUAUGCAGUCAGGGCCAGCUCAACUAUGUGAGCAGCUCCAGUCCACAACUAACCCACUCAAUGAACAAAGUUCACCUCUCUCUGCAUCUCAUGCUGCCUCACCAGAUGCCCCUGACGUCAGGCCACAGACACCACAGCAUGAUAUUGUGCUGCACCAGAACAUCCAGGCAGUGGAUGCAUCACCACACCAUGUUCAAUGUGCCCCAGAACAUCAUCAGGGUUUGACGUUGUUGCAGAAGAACAUCCCAUUGGUGCAGUCUGAUGUGACGUCAUUGGAGGACAAAGAAGCGCAACUUCCGGCACAGGAGAUGGUGCAUCUGGGAGCUGCACAGUUGCUGCAGAUCUCAGAGCUAUGUCAGCAAAAGGGGCGAAACGACCAGCAACAGCAGCAGACAGGUGGUCCAUUGCAGCAGCAGCAAGUGCAGUUGUUACAGCGACAGUUAGCGGAAAUACUGCAGCUGCUCCGGGAACAGCAGCAACAGGGACACAGGAGGCGAAAGCGUUCGUCAACACAACGCCGGGCAAGACGACGGCAAGAUGACGGCAUUGCUAGUGGGAGAGCUGCUGAUGGUGAAGUCUCCCCAUGCCAUCCGUUGUCAUCCGAUAGUGGCUCAGGGUCAGAAAUGCAUAGUGCGCCAAUCUGUCUUGCGAAGAACAAUGUGACAGGCAGGGUUUUAAGGUCUGCCUUGAACAAAGAAGGCACAGCUUCUUCAGGGGUGCUGCUGCAACGCUGUCACUCGCAGUGCCAUCAAAAUGAGGCACGGGACUUAACAAACAAGGACCGUAGUAAAUGUGCAAAGUUAGGAAAACGACGAAAAACAGCAGUGGCUGGAGAAAGAACAGCUGACCGCUUAGAGACCUUAUUGAAUUCGUGCAGUGAUAUGGACGGCCAGCCGAGCUGUCGAAGCCCUUCCUCAUCAUGGUAUGGGGAGCAUACUGCAGGCAAGAGGCUCACGGACUCCCAGAAAGAACUUUCACGUCUUGAAGAUGCUCCAGAGGACGGUGGCCUCGCAGUUGGCCGAAGAUAUGACAAUGUGAACUUGGUUCGCAAGGCUGUGGCAGAUGCUGCGGUUGCAGGCCAUUUUGAGUUGAAGUUGGUGAAGUCAAGUCUACAGCGGUACACAGUGGUGUGCCGUGAGGAAGGAUGCGAGUGGAGGUUACAUGCAUCAGCAGUCCAUGGUGGGCCAGAAUUCGAGAUUAGAAGCAUCCGCAACCACACAUGUGAUGGUAUAAACCACUUUGCCAAUCGCCAAGCAACAUCGAGCUGGGUGGCCGACCGCAUUGUGGAUAAGCUCAGGGACUCACCACACUACACGCCCAGGGACAUCAUAGAUGAUCUGCAGCGCGCAAUAGGAGUAACAAUAUCAUAUCACCGAGCAUGGCGAGGCAAGGAGGUGGCCAUGACAAGGAUUGCAGGCUCAGAGGAUGAUGGCUAUAAGCAUUUGCGGCGGUACUGUGCUCAGGUUGUAAACAUGAACCCAGGAAGCUGUGCUUUUGUUGAUGUUGAGGGCGAAACAAAUCAGUUCCAUCGUCUCUUUGUUGCUUUUGGGCCAUGCUUGGCUGGUUUCCGCCACUGUCUACCUCUCAUUGGUGUUGAUGCGACUCAAGUUACAAGCAAACAUCCAGGCGUUUUGCUGACUGCAUCUGGUUUUGAUGCACGAGGUGAGGUGUUUCCCAUUGCAUUUGCAGUGGUUGAUAUUGAAAAUGAUGACAAUUGGCUGUGGUUUCUGCAGAGUCUAAAGGCGGCUUUAGACGGCCAUGGCUUGGCCGGACGGUCAAUAACAUUCCUGUCAAACCGCCAGAAUGGUAUUGCGGAUGGUGUGACCGCUGUUUUUGGAGAAAUGCCACAUGCGUACUGCAUGUGCCACUUGGCCGAGACUCUACGUCAACACUUCAAACAUCCACAAAUAGCUAAGUGCCUCUGGAAAGCAGCACAUGCCAUGACUCGUUCCCGUUUUGAGGAUGCAAUAAAGGAAAUGCAGGAUGUUGAUUCCCCAGCAGCAGCAUGGCUCUUGAAAACUGCAGACCCAGUGUAUUGGAGCACAGCACUCUUCCCUGGGAAACGGUAUGGCCAUCUAACAUCGAACAUUUCAGAGUCGUUGAACUCGUGGUUGAUUGAGGCGAAGGAGUUGGCGCCUCUGUACAUGAUGGAGGCUCUACAUCAGCAGAUAAGCAAGUCAUUUGCAGAGCGCAGUGUAGCAGCAUCUGCCAUGGAAGGUGAACUUGUUGCGGAGGCGGAUGCUUGUGUACAGAGGGCGAUAUGCGAAGCCCAUUACUGUAAAGCGCUACCGGCAAGCUCGGACGAGUUUGAGAUUAUUUCAGAGAAUUCAUCAUAUGUUGUGCAUAUAAGCGCAAAGACAUGCACUUGCCGGGGCUGGCAGUGCACUGGUACUCCCUGUGCACAUGCCGCAUGUGCCUUAAUGUACUUGCAGGAGCGUGUAGAGAUGCACUGUGAAAGGUAUUUCUCUGUUGAAACCUAUUGCAACACAUAUGCUUCCAGCCUGCAGACCAUUCAAGUGAUUGACUGCCGCGAUGAGAAUGCAACUGUGGAGGCAAGCAGUGCUGAUAGCAACCCCGCGCCUUCUGAGCAAGAUGUGCUUCCUCCAUCUACUAAACGACCUGCAGGCCGUCCUCGGAAAUGGAGAACCAGUCCAGAAGAGUUGAGUGCCCAGAAGCGAAUUUUCAAAUGCAGUCGUUGCAAAGGUGAAGGCCACUCACGGCGCACUUGUCGGGACUUGACGACGGCUGAUAAUCUGGUAGAGGUUACCUCUCAUCAAAUGAUCGAACCGUCACGUGAUCAUGGGACUAGGGUGGACAGAUCUCCCUCUCAUCUCUAGACAGUUUGGCAUCAACCAAACUUCAGUCAUGGACGAGAGUUUGUUACAAGAAUUUGUUGUGGUUAUCCUUUUUCUGCGGGUGCUUUCUUUUGCAGUUCAGUUGUAAUACGUUCCUGGUGAUUUGUUGUGGAAGAGAGAUUUUUACUUUGUGUGGUCUGCCACACAUUGUGACGUGAAUGUGGCAGGACAUGUGCAUGAGUUGAAGGACCGGGAUAGCUGGAGGUUGAGCUCUUGUGCCUGGAAAGACAUUGUGUGAUUCACUGAUUCCACUUCGUGCAUGUGAGGAUCAUGUUUCUGCAUCUUUGCGAGCGAGGGAUGAAUCCAUAUCAAUGGAUAACAGCCUGGGCAAUCGCGGUGCCAAGUCUGCACUGGCGGUUGUAGCUGCCAUCGUGGAAACAUCAGAAGUUGUGGAAGCAGGCGAACAGCUCGUGUCGGAAUGUGCCUGUGGAGGGCCAUGGGUUUCAUGCUUGCGAAACCGUUGUACUUUAGGGGAGCUCAUCAGGCAGACGUACAAUGAAGGAUCUCCCCAUGUUUCAACCCCGCUAAGGUCAUAAUCAUUUUGUGGUGUUUACACUGGGAGAAGCACCAGCAGUGUGUUACAGGUAGUGAGCUGAGUUCAUAGUCUGGGAUGAGCUAUGGCUUAUAUCGGCAGGCGUGUUGGUACGGGCCAGUUUCUUGGGGGUGCGCUGUCAGCUUUGAUGUCUCAGCACCAGGGUCGGAUAUUAUUAUCAUAUGUAUGUUUUUGGAGUAAAGAAACUACUAUGGAUCAAUUUGGAUUCCUGUCGUCAUCUGUACUGGGGAACAUGGAACUCAGCUCUUGUGGUUUGUGUUGGACACAUCAUGUCAUACCUGUCUGCCGUGGAAUUGUUUUCUUUUGAAUCUUUUCUUUUUUCUGUCUGCCAUAGAGUACUUUGUACUUUGCCUCAUUUGACAGUACAAAUUUGUGAGAAGCUACAGUCAGAUGGCCAGAUUUGGUACUUCGCUUUUUCGGAAGGUGAAGAUUACUCUGAGGCAUCGGGCGAUGAAAAUGCACAGUGAGUCAGUGACCCUUGGUGGUGUGCUUCAUCUCGUGUCUCUGUGAAACAAAAAGGAAGAACAACAUUUGUCCUGGAUUCCUGCAUGAAUUGCCGCCACUCUGCUAUGGAAUGAAUGCAAUUGUUGCUA
This is a messenger RNA of Chara braunii, 5163 nucleotides long. The record is from the annotation of a GenBank genome assembly. Lineage: Eukaryota; Viridiplantae; Streptophyta; Charophyceae; Charales; Characeae.